UCCAGGUUCUCAGGCUCCUUUUCAAUACCCACCUCCGCCAUCCACCCAUUUCACCCUAUUCCCAAACCACCUUUUUCUCUUCUCUCUUCUUUCCUGUAUAACUCGCCUUGUUCGCCGUCGUUUGUCGCGCUUCAUUUGUCGUGCAUCGCAUUGUCUGUUUUAGCUCGCAUUCGCCUCGCAAUCAAUCAAUCAAAACAAUCAAUCCGUCAACUCGACGCACCUCAUCCGACUUCGCAUCACCUCGCUCGUCCCGAUCGGAUACCAUUGAUUGCGGCAGCCUUGCAUCGACAUCGGGCUCCAUCCCCAACUCUCACAUCAAUCAGCCUUUGGGUUCCCGACUGCGCCGUUCGAACACUGGUUUCCUUCUUUCGUCUGUUCCAAGUAAAAAAAAAAAAACAACACGAAAGACCAGCGAGACGAGCACUCUGAAAAGCCAAAAAAGCAACAUCGAAGACCAUCACGCAUUCAGUUGCAUCACGCUACCGUCUUCCACGCUCCGCCGAGUCUCCAGUCAGCAUACCACACACACACACGGACUAGACCACUGGUUGCUUGCUUGGCUCCCCCGGCCUCUUCCAUCAUCGCCGACCCGCAACUUCCGUUUUCGUCCGUUACCAAGUUGCUGCAUCCCCGAAGACUUGGUAUCCACUUUUUCCAGUGUGAAUCACAUCUCGCGUGCCGAACCAGGGGGUUGCAAAGAGUCACUCCACGGCCCACCUGUUCCUGAGAGACUCUUAUACGCGGCGAUCGGUCAACUCUUUCUGAGAUAUCUCCGAUACAACUCUUGAUCAUCAUAGUCAACAACAUCAAGCCAUUGAGAUACGCUGCCAAAACCACGCCGUCGUUGCCUUCAAGGCUCCCCCCCCUUGCCCUCUAGCCCGGCUCACCCGGUGUUUACAUUGGUGAUUACUUCGACCAAGCUCAAGUCACCUGGACAAGCAUCAUCAACACCGCCAACGACAACAACAAUAACUCAGAACAGCGUCAAACGGCCUUCAACUUAUACCUCGCCUGACCUGGAUUCGAUGUUACUAUAACAACAACAAUUUCUUUCUCCCUUCACCCACUACUCUACCGUUUCGACGGCCCCUUUCUCGACCGACUACUCUACAGUCACAUUUCCUUUGUUGACUCUUCACCUUAUCACCGCUUAUGAGCCUCAGACCGUGAACGAUUUCGACUUGUUUUCACAGUUCUAAACCCUGUACAUUCUUCCACUUCUUUCUUGCUUUUACGGCGUCUCUUUUAUACCUCUUUCGAUACUUUGAGAAACACCUGUCUGCAAAGGAAACACACACGCGCAUUGUAUCAACUAUCUACAACACAAAACCAACUCAACACCUAUACCCUAAUCUUUUCCCCCCAGCAUUCGCCAUGGACUUCUGCCUUCGGAACAAGUUCCAAUCUGGAGUUCUCCUCGCUGGACGAUACCAAACGAUCUCCCCUCUCAACCAUGGAUCCUUUGGCAUGGUCUUCAUGGCUCGCGACCUCAAGACUGGUCAGAAGGUUGCCAUCAAGUGCCUGACAAAGAAGGGAGCUGCAAGCGAAGCCGGCUUCGACUUUGCGGUUGACGAGAAGUCUGAGGAGCUGGUUCUUCAUCGACGUCUUGGAGCCCACCCCAACAUUGUCAACUUCAUCGACACCUUCGAGACCGAAGCCCAUACAUACAUCGUCCUGGAGUACUGCGAGCGAGGCGAUCUCUACGAAGCGAUUCGUCUGGACCAGGGUCCUUUGGAAACCGAGCAUGUGAGGCGAUUCAUGCUGGAGCUUGUCGACGCUGUUGCCCACAUCCACGCCAAGGGCAUCUACCACCGCGACAUCAAGCCCGAGAACAUCUUCCUCACCCAAACAGGCUCCGCCAAGUUGGGCGAUUUCGGGCUUGCCACCACCGAGAAGUGGUCGUAUGAGGCUGCGGUUGGAAGCGAACGUUACAUGUCCCCUGAGCAGUUCGACUCGGCCGGUGCCGGAUACUCGCCGGCUGCGGCAGACAUCUGGGCUAUUGGCAUCUGCUUGCUUAACGUUCUCUUCGCCCGCAACCCAUUCACCACCCCGACCGAGGCCGACCCGCUUUUCUUGGAUUUCUCGCGCGACAAGCAGUCUUUGUUCGAUGUAUUUCCUUCCAUGUCCCAGGACACCUAUGAAGUCAUUGUUCAGUGUAUGAACCUUGAUCCUCGUAAGCGCUCCCUUGAGGGUGCUCGCGAAGCUCUCCUCCGCGUCAUCAGCUUCACCACCGACGACGAGAUCCUCGACGACUUCUGCACCGCCGAUGGCCCCGUGGUCGCCAGCUCCAACCGUGAGCCUCUUCGCACCCCCUCGAUCCAGAGCCCCCAGAUGGACACUGGUGCAUUCCCCUGGGCCAAGGCGCUCCACGCGAACACCAAGAGGCAGCUCAGCGACAUUCCCGACGACGAAAGCUAUACCGAGGACCUCUUCUCUACUUCUACCGCCACCACCUCCGACUGGCUUUCCGCUAGCAUUCAGACCCCGCCUUCCGUUUCGUCUGUUAUGGACUCACAUCUUGCUGCCUCCAUGCAGUCGCUUAACAUGGGCUCGGUCGCUCAAUCUAGCAAGGACAUGUUUGCCAAGAUCCCCGUGAGGCCUUCGGCCGCCACCGGCUCUCUUCCGAUCAACAUGGCCAAGCAGCCUAAGCAGUCAGCUUUGUCGCUGGUUUUCGGUCGCAAGGAUACUGUCUCUAAGAGCUGGAGUGAUCUGUGGGACGAAGAGGAGGAGGAGGAGGAAGAGCAAGCUAAGCAGCUGGCGUUGAAGGAGAUGAACUCCAGGACCUGGAGCCAGGAAAGCAAGCACGAUAACGAGAACACUCCUCGCAUGGGUCGGUCACCGGCUACCAAGGCGGGCAGUCUUCACGUGGAGCACGAUAUCCCGGCUAUUGACAUGCAUCUCGGUUCCAACAUCGACGACGAUCUCGCUGCCGAUGGUUUCUUCUUCCACGAUGCCCCCGCACAGAAGGAGCCCACUCAGUUCUCUAUGAGCCACUCUCCGCCUGCCCGGAAGAGUGCCCUAGACAAGUGGCAGGCUCUGGGUGAACGUCGCAGGGCGACAGGAACCACACCUCCCAAGGGUUCCGAGUCUAUCCCGAGAACGCGUCAAAUUCCUCAUAGCUUUGGCGCCGCCUCUCAUGAUUUCAACAGCAUUCACCACAACUCUUAUACUGUUCACUCGAACAAUCACUCACCUCAUCAUUAUUCUGCCAACAUCGGAAAGAAGUCUACCCCGGUCAAACAGUGCCCUUGGAGCAAGGGACGCGAUCGGGCAUUUGACUGGCGCAAGGAGAAGCGUCAUCCUUUCGAUGUCGAGUGGGUUGGUGGCUGGACGGGAGCUCCUCUCGUGCCAGUUCAUCACUUGUAGUUGGGCUAUCACCUUCGCUGUGGCCCUCCAUUGAUUCAUACUGUUUUUGGGUAAAGGAAAUCUGCUGAUCCUAGUCGGAGUAUACGGGCAUUUUUGGUCUUUUGGCUUUUUUUUUUUUUUUUUUUGGCUUUUCAGGGGUUUUGUUGCUUGGGGUCAAACGGGCGGGUCUGUCGUCAAUAUUUUCAGGGAUUUACAGUACUGCAUAGCAUGGUUUAAACAAACAAACAAAGGGCGAAGCGGCAUUCAGAUACAGAAACUGGACAUUCGAAUUGGAUUGGGUUUUCUCUUCUCUAUCAUUUCAUUUCAUUCAUCGGAUCGAGACAUAUGGACAUGAGCCCGAAGGAUCAGCAUUUUUCUCUUUUCCGGUUUAAAAGACCAAACAAGGACAGUUACAUGGGAUUGGUGGAUGGGCGGAAUGGUGAAUUGGGUUUCAACUCGCUUUCUGUGUAUUAGAUAUUCUCCGAACAUCUCAUGUGAAGACCUUCAAAGGUCACAACAAUACCAGAAGUUACCCACUCGAACGCUAUAUCUUUGUCUUAUGCCUUUUGUGAACGUGAUGAACUGAAUG
Neurospora crassa OR74A is the source of this 3934-nucleotide messenger RNA. RefSeq names its product serine/threonine protein kinase (gene stk-39). Gene Ontology annotation, molecular function: ATP binding; protein kinase activity. Lineage: Eukaryota; Fungi; Ascomycota; Sordariomycetes; Sordariales; Sordariaceae. Gene Ontology annotation, biological process: protein phosphorylation. The record is from RefSeq and is a predicted model, not a curated record. Bases 1375 to 3366 code for a protein of 663 amino acids. The transcript has a single exon.